UGUGCCAACCCCUGUCAUGGGGCUCUCAGGGACCACAGAAGCAGAAGGUCAAAGGACCAUGUUGCUCACUUAAGGAGAUGUUGAAGAUUCAGAAGCUCAUUGGUGUCUGAGCUGCAGAAAGUGGCUGAUGCAGCCUCCGAUUGUGCCUGAAAUGCUCUGGAGGUGAGGCUGAAGGAUGGAGCCCACCGCUGUGAGGGGAGAAUGGAAGUGAAGCACCAAGGAGAAUGGGGCACAGUGGAUGAUCUGAACUGGAGCAUGGAGGAGGCAGCUGUGGUGUGCAGACAGCUGGGAUGUGGAGGUGCCACUGAUGCUCCAAAGAGGGCUCAUUUUGGACCAGGGAUUGGCCCCAUUUGGUUUCCUUAUAUUUAUUGCAAAGGUCCAGAGUCAGCUAUCACGGAGUGUAGUUAUCCUCCUGUUAAAGAUCAUCGCCCUGAGGGCAAUUCCCGUGACAAGGAUGCGGGAGCAGUCUGCUCAGUUCUGGAGGUGAGGUUGAAGGAUGGAGCCCACAACUGUGAGGGGAAAGUGGAAGUGAAGCGCCAAGGAGAAUGGGGCACAGUGAAUGAUGACAACUGGAGCAUGGAGGAGGCACAGGUGGUGUGCAGAGAGCCGAAGUGUGGAGCUGCCACUGAUGCCCCCAGAGGGGCUUAUUUUGGAUCAGGGAUUGGCCCCAUUUGGUUUCAGUAUAUUUACUGCAAUGGGACAGAGUCAAUGCUCACUCAGUGUAGUUAUCCUCCUCUUAAAGACCAUCAUCCUGAGGGCCUUUCCCAUGACGGGGAUGCUGGAGCAGUGUGCUCAGAUCUGGAGGUGAGGCUGAAUGAUGGAACCCACCGCUGUGAGGGGAGAGUGGAAGUGAGGCACCAAGGAGAAUGGGGUACAGUGAAUGAUCACAGCUGGAGUAUGGAGGAGGCGGCUGUGGUGUGCAGACGACUGGGGUGUGGAGGUGCUGUUGAUGCUCCAAAAAGGGCUAAAUUUGGACCAGGGAUUGGACCCAUUUGGUUUCAUUAUAUUUACUGCAAAGGGCAGGAGUCAGCUAUCACCAAGUGUAGUUAUCCUACUGUGAAAGAUCAUCGUCCAGAGGGCCAUUCCCAUGGCAAGGAUGCUGGAGCAGUCUGCUCAGCUCUGGAACUGAGGCUGAAGGAUGGAGCCCACCCCUGUGAGGGGAGAGUGGAAGUGAAGCACCAAGGAGAAUGGGGUACAGUGAAUGAUCUAAAUUGGAGCUUGGAGGAGGCAUCAGUGGUGUGCAGACAGCUGGGGUGUGGAACUGCUGUUGAUACUCCCAAAGGGGCUAAAUUUAGACCAGGAAUUGGACCCAUUUGGUUUCAUUAUAUUUACUGCAAAGGGCCAGAGUCAGCUAUCACCAAGUGUAGUUAUCCUACUGUGAAAGACCAUCGUCCAGAGCACCAUUCCCAUGAAAAGGAUGCUGGAGCAGUCUGCUCAGGUAAGUGCUGUCUGGUCGAGAAAGGGAAUCCCCCACAGUAGAAGACUCACAA
Bubalus bubalis (water buffalo) is the source of this 1490-nucleotide messenger RNA. RefSeq names its product antigen WC1.1-like. The transcript is spliced from 5 exons. NCBI's taxonomy places the organism in Eukaryota, Metazoa, Chordata, Mammalia, Artiodactyla, Bovidae. The coding region runs from base 202 to 1479 and encodes 425 amino acids. The record is from RefSeq and is a predicted model, not a curated record. Gene Ontology annotation, cellular component: membrane.